Marasmius oreades (fairy-ring Marasmius) is the source of this 1314-nucleotide messenger RNA. RefSeq lists its product as uncharacterized. The transcript has 4 exons. The record is from RefSeq and is a predicted model, not a curated record. Bases 1 to 708 code for a protein of 235 amino acids. NCBI's taxonomy places the organism in Eukaryota, Fungi, Basidiomycota, Agaricomycetes, Agaricales, Marasmiaceae.
AUGUUCUACAUGCACCACGGCGAUUCUUCACCAUGGCGUGCUGGUAUAAAAGAGAUGAAGUGGGACGCAAACAUUCAUCCCCUCCCUCUUCAACCUCCUUCGAACCAGUUUUCCCUCUCCCCUUGCUCUCCUAAUACGACGCUCUUCACGAUUCUACACGAAAACAUGCAAUCCAAAUCUCCUAUGUUUGCCGGCGUACUAGUCACCAUAAUUUCUGCUUUCGUUUCCAACGCUACGCCGAUCAUCCAGAGAGAUGUCUAUGUACCACACAUCACCUCACCAAAUACUUCGACUAUAUGGACUGUUGGAAGUAUGGUGAAUGUCACUUGGGACACCUCAGAUGCCCCCACUCAAAUAGGUAACAGGGCUUCAGUCCAGCUGAAUGAAGGGGCCGAUUUUUCGAACCUGGGCAAGCUCGCUCAAGAUUUUGAUCUACGUGCUGGGUUUGUAGAGGUAAAGGUCCCGAAUGUUGAUCCCGCAUCGGAAUACUCUAUUACCCUGUUUGGUGACUCUGGAAACCGUAGCCCUCUUUUCUCAAUCGUUGCCCCGGAAACUGGCAAGACGAAACGAUCCCCAAACUUGGCUCGUGAUGUCUGGGACCCACGUAUCACCUCACCUAUCGCGGGCACUGUCUGGGUUACGGGAAUGACCGUCAACAUUACAUGGUCAGUUACUGGCUCUCCAUUCUCCCCUCACUUUCACCCAUGAAAACUAACUUGGUCGAGCAGGGAUACCUCGGACAAACCCAGUCAAAUCUCUAAUGGUGCUGCCGUGCUACUCAAUAAGAAAGGCUAUGGACAACAGUACCUGAAGGACUUCCGAAGUUUCGAGUUGACGAGUGGGUGGAUCGAAGUGACCGUUCCGGAGGUUGAGCCUGGUAAUGACUAUUCUAUCACCCGUACGUUCACGAUCUAUCCAUUACUCCAACGUUCAAAGCUGAUAGGGUCCUUAUUCCUACCUAGUGUUUGGUGACUCUGGUAACCAAAGCGAAGAGUUUGCGAUCAUCCGCGGUACCACCGACGGGGCCGAUGCUUAAAGGAUCAACAGGAAGGAAGUCGUCUUCCUUGUAAACGACGCCUGCCCUCCCAGCAAUUUUUUUGUUUUCAUUCUUCUUAUAUCCCCAUUUCCAUCCCCAUCACGCAUCAUUGGACUUGUUUGUACAUUCAUAAUGGACGGACGCAUGUAAAAAUACUCAUCGAUGGACUAAUGUCAAUAACGGACUCGCGUACAUCGAUUCUGAUUCUGUAUUUGUAUUUUACCGAGGUAUCUAAGAGCACUGUAAUAAUCAAUAAUCCGUUGCUUUGGUGUUCCAGG